AUGGAAACUGAUUUGACUGAGGAAGAGAUCGAGACGAUAAGAGCCAGAAACAGGCGGUCAGUUACGGAGCAACGCCGCAACUCCCAAUUACCCCUUCAGUGGAGAAUUACGCACAGCUCUCGCUGGAUAGCCCAGGUGGUGGCCUCAGAAUUCAGCCUGGUGGCCUUCCUCCUGCUUCUGGUCAUGGUCUUCUCCAAAAAAUGGCUGUACCCCUCUAAGAGUCGUUUCCAUCAGCGUUACCCCAAAAACAUCACCAAUAGACUCUACACCUCGAUCCAUAUGAUGUCCACAGGGCUCCUGUACACCUGCAUGUCUAAAAGCUGCUCCAGCUCAGACAGUGGGAAAGACAAUUAUAAGCUGUGGACAACCCAUCCAGUUUUGGGGAUAGCUAAGAUAAGUUUCACCUUGGCCAUAGGGCUGGGUUUUGUCCUUACCGCCUGGCUGCACCUGCCGUACCUGCCCCGUCUGCACAGAAUGCCUUUCUUUGGCUUGAUUGGGAUCGUCCUGAGCUUCUGUGAAGUCGCCUUCAUUUUCCUCACCCUCCUGUUGUUCCCUGUUAACCUCUGGAUCUACGAGCUGAAGAAGAACAUAUCGGUCCCCAUCGGGUGGAGCUAUUUCAUUGGUUGGCUGGUGUUCGUCCUGUAUCUCACCUGUGGGAUCCUUUGCUACCUCAACCAUAAAAACUUCUGGAGAGUGAUAACGGACAGCUCCUCUUCCAUCAUCAGCAGUCUUGGCAAAAGUAUGUUGCAAGGGUCUCUGAAGAGCACUGUACAGCCCUCCAACAGCCAAGAGGACAUCCCCGAUCCUGAUGAGCAGAAGGAUAAACAGCAGCCAUUAGGUUUAUCUAAAAGCUUCUCAGGACCCUACCCCGCCAGCCUGGGCUAA
This is a messenger RNA of Chionomys nivalis (European snow vole), 885 nucleotides long. RefSeq names its product outer dense fiber of sperm tails 4 (gene Odf4). The record is from RefSeq and is a predicted model, not a curated record. Lineage: Eukaryota; Metazoa; Chordata; Mammalia; Rodentia; Cricetidae. The coding region runs from base 1 to 885 and encodes 294 amino acids. Gene Ontology annotation, cellular component: plasma membrane. The transcript is spliced from 5 exons.